AUGACUUACCAACACCUGAACCUACAACUCCCGAGCUCUUCAUCGCCUCAAGCCAGCUCUUCAGGUCCAACUGCACCACCUGAAGCACCUCUACCAAUGGAAUCAGCCGAACCCCCAGCAGACCAAGGACGAAGUACAACGCGGACCAAAACGGCAGCAACGAGGCAGUCUGCCAGAAUUGCCAGCGCAGGCACCGAAGCCGAAGACGCAGCACCACCCCAAGGCAGCACAUCUCAGACAACUCCUCUGCCUGGUGUGCCAGCAAAGUCAACAGCCAAGCCAGCAGCCAAACCAUCUGCCAAGCAGGCGGCUACUAAGCAGACACCCCCAAUCAAUGCACCAGACGCCCCAAGCCCCCAAGCCCCCCCGGCCCCAGCACCUCCUCAAAAAGCAGCAGACAUAACGGCGCUGCUUGCACGCAUAGCGCAGCUAGAGCAAGAGCAAGCAGCCAGAACCAUGCAGCCAGCGGAAAUCCCCCACAGGACAGUUCCCCCCAUGCUAUUCACUUCCCCAGAAGAAGUCGAGAAAGCAAGGGCUGCCACCACGGCAGCCAGAAAGGACAAAUCCAAGGUCACUCUCCUGGAAAUAGUGCCAGGCUACAAAGCGAACCCCCUUGACACUGCAAAACCAAAGAGCAGCAGGCUCAAGAUGCUAAAGGCACUCUCGCGAUAUGUCAGGCAGCAGGCCAGACUAUUGGUUUCAGGCCAUGAAGUGACCAAAGAAGGGGCUGGAGGCCGCCAAAAUGUUCUCCGCCCCGCAUAUGAUCAUAGGCACACUCAGCCCAAACCUACCCAAUCACCCCAAAUGAAGCCUAAGGCUGACGACAGCCCGUGUUUUUUUUUUACAGCCAUUCCGCCCAAGGUAGAUGAGGUCUUCAAGGCUUCCAAAUACGUACCUUACAGUGCACUUACAUCGUCGGCUCGAUGGCAAGCCAUCAGAAGCGGAGAAGAAGCCUUCGUCAUCUCAGCAUCGGGUUUGAUAACAGCCAGAGGGCUUGACCGCCAAAACGAAAGGAGCAUAUCCUUAUCUGACUGGAUAGGAGCAGCGAAUGCAGUGGAAGAGCGCACCGAGCACUAUCAUGGGGCAGCUCGAGCCAAGGCACUAAGAGCGCACCAUAGCGUUGUCCUAGGACUAAGCCGAUCCCACUCUUGGAACGUGGCAGUCGAGUAUGACAUACAGCAACGUGAGAUGGUGGUGCAGCACCCACAGCACGACUUAUCGCAGCUGGAUGACAAAGCCCUGACCAUCAUCGCGACAUGUAUAGUAGCUAGGCAGCCAGCCUUAACUGCCACAUAUAGUACUCCGCAAUUCAAGAGGCCGCUACCACCUUCUUCUUCAUCAUCAUCCCAGCAGCCACCAAAGAAAAAGUCCAGACUCCAGUGCUUUCAGUGUGGAGGAGCAGACCAUCUACCGGGCGACUGCACAGCAGAAUCAACCAUCACCGGGCACCCAGCAGCCCAGAUCGCAGCAUCAGCCAAGAGUGCGCACACCCUUGCAGCCCCAGGUGGAAAGAUAUUCUGCAUUGGUUGGGCAUGA
Suillus paluster is the source of this 1536-nucleotide messenger RNA. RefSeq lists its product as uncharacterized. The transcript is spliced from 2 exons. NCBI's taxonomy places the organism in Eukaryota, Fungi, Basidiomycota, Agaricomycetes, Boletales, Suillaceae. The record is from RefSeq and is a predicted model, not a curated record. The coding region runs from base 1 to 1536 and encodes 511 amino acids.